Molecule: messenger RNA, 1188 nt
Organism: Suillus clintonianus
Lineage: Eukaryota; Fungi; Basidiomycota; Agaricomycetes; Boletales; Suillaceae
Exons: 3
Coding region: 255-1154 (299 amino acids)
Source: RefSeq, a predicted model, not a curated record
UCGGCCAUCAAUUAAAUGCCGUUGCAAGACCUGGGAUAUCGCUUCGAUACAGACCUUCCACUGGAUAUGAAAUCAUAUCAACACCAACCACCAACCAACGUACCAGACUUGAUCGAUCACUCACUAUUCGUACUACGUGGUCCAUCCUUACCAAAGGCGCCUGUGAGGCUGUGGCUAGCGCUUGAUCCUUGGCCUGCCCUUAACGACCGAGAUAAACAGAGUGGCAGCAGCAUGCCCUCAAUUCUACAAUUGCAAUGACUCUCCUGCAAGCCUGCGCUGCCCAUGCACACAUUCAGCUUGUUUGCGCCUCACUCCCGAGUCUCAACGAUACCAGUAUCAUCCAUACAUUCGAUACCAGCGACUCCCCGUGCAGCAAUAGCACCAGAACCUUGUGGAACAUUCUCUUGAGCUGUGGCUUAACCCUUUUUGCAUGCACCUGGACUGCGAUCCAUACAAACAUUCCGGGUAUGGACGAGGGCAGAGUCGCCAUUACCUCUCGUCGUCUGUUCCUCAUGGUCGCGGCGUUGAUCGUCCCAGAACUCAUGAUCACCUGGGCCACGCGGCAGUUUUUCAGCGCUCGUGCUGCCGCAAAGGAAUUUAAUAAUGAAUUCGGUGCACAACGGACCCAGACCUACGACCGUGAUCGAGAUAUAUCAGAGGGCACAGCUACAUUGCUCAGUGACAUUAGUAGAGGUUCAAGCACUCCCAGACCUGCGGCAGAGUUUAAAGAAUGGACAAUGACCCAUGGGUUCUUCGCAUGGAUGGGUGGAUUUAUGCUCUACGUCGAUGGCAAGCCGCGAGCCACCCUUACCCCCGAUGAACUCCUGCAAUUUGUUCGUGACGGAUACGUGGACAUGCCACUUAUCUCGGAGGCAGAGAUAGAAGAUCGAAGUAAGGGCGAUGGAUUAUCGAAAGCAAUCGCCCUUCUUCAGCUGGCAUGGUUUGUCGUCCAGCUCGUCGCUCGCUACGGUCAGAACCUUCCAAAUACCCUGCUUGAAAUAGACACUCUAGCAGUAGCAGCUUUGACCUGCGUUGCAUAUGGCUUGUGGUGGAAGAAGCCCAAGGAUGUUGGAUGCCCUUAUAUUGUUCACUGGAAAGCAACAGGAACACCGAGACGCUUAACCUACAGGCACGCCAUCAUUUCUAUUGCCUGAGAUGGCUCUGAUUCCCCUGCAUUAUAGCGAGGCA